AUGGCCACCAGCACCAGCACCGCCGCCGCCGCCGGGCACCCGCACCUCAGCCCGCAAUUCUGCUUCUCCACGGGCGCGCUCAAAGAAUUCCUACGCCUCUCCCGCUCCACCGACGAUACCAUCUCCCAAUCCCUCAACACGCUCAGCACGCCCUCACGCACCCCCUUCGACCCCACCUCCACACUCAGCACACAGCGCACGCCGCGGCGCCUGCCCAGCAGCGCCUGCACGCAGUUCACGCAGCAGGUGCUGUUCCCGUCGUGGCACGCGCGGAGCUUGGUGCUCGAGUACUGCGGGCGCGUCGCGGCGGCCGACGACCCCGAGGACCCCGCGGAGGUGGUGGUGGUGGGGGAGCGGGUGGUGGAUGAGAGGCUGGAUCCGUAUAGUGGGCGGUACUAUCCGCGGGAGAGGAGGACGGAGGUGCUGGCGGGCGUGGUGAGGGGCGAGUGGGGGGUUGAGGAGAUUGUGAGGGAGAGGAGCUGGAGGGUAGUGGGGGAGCGGUGUGAGGGGGUGGGCGAGGGGGUGGGGAGGGGGUGGAGGGAGGCGUUUGCGGAGUGGAGGGCGGGGGUGGUGAGGGGGUAG
Morchella importuna is the source of this 582-nucleotide messenger RNA. RefSeq lists its product as uncharacterized. The record is from RefSeq and is a predicted model, not a curated record. Bases 1 to 582 code for a protein of 193 amino acids. The transcript is spliced from 2 exons. Gene Ontology annotation, cellular component: mitochondrial intermembrane space; mitochondrion. Lineage: Eukaryota; Fungi; Ascomycota; Pezizomycetes; Pezizales; Morchellaceae.